UAAGACGGCCCCUGGUGGAGCAGGUGAGGCGGGACCAGAUGGGAUGGCAGGUGAGAGGCGGAGCCGGGUCUGGAGGGGUUGGACCAGGUGAGAGAAUGAGGAAUGGGGCCUGCGAUACGGAGACCGAUAGCCCGGGACCCCGUAUCCUCAGCGCGGGGCUGCCCCGGGCCCUAUCAUCAUGGGGCCCCGACCCAUCCUCCUUGGAAUAGACCUGCGAACUUCGCCACCCCUGUAGAACGCGCUCUGGUUCCAGCCUGUCCCAAGGGCCGGCCGGGCCGGCUUCAACUCCAUCUCCUGAGCGGCGAGUUCGACCAGCUGCGAGACUUCCCCAUCUUUGAGAGCAACUUCAUGCAGGUGACCCGGUUAGGAGAAGUUGUCAACAAAGUCACCAUGGGGGUGGCAGCCUCCAGUCCAGCCCUGGAACUCCCAGACCUGUUGCUUCUGGCGGGCCCUGCCAAGGAGAACGGACGCCUGCAGCUCUUUGGGCUGUUCCCCUUGCAGUUCGUCCAGCUCUUCGUCCACGACGAAAGCCGCUGGCAGCUCAAAGUCAAGUUCCGCACCGGCCGCGCCUUCUACCUGCAGCUGCGGGCCCCGCCGGAGACCCGCGACCGCGAGUUCGGCCAGUGGGUGCGUCUCCUCUACCGCCUGCGCUUCCAUUCGGCCCAGGGAGCCGUGCCCUUCACGCAGGAGUACUCGUGGCUGGAGGACGAGGAGGAUGAGGAGGAUCAAGAGGACGAGGAUGGGGAUCUGAUGGAGCGGGAGGAGGUGGGGAGAGGAGGGGCGGGGCUGCAAGGAGGCAGGAGGUGGGGCAGGGGCGGGGCUCCUGGGCCUGAGGGAGGCGGAGCUGGGGAUGAAAAGGUGGAGCCUGGACUCCUGGUUCUGAAGAAGGGGCUAGAGCCUGAAUGCCUGAGUCAGAGUGGAGGUGACCAGGGGCCCGGACUCCUCCGUCCUGAAAGGGGUGAAGUCUGUGCUCAGAGGACCCGACGAUCUCAAAGCAGGGCCGGGUCUGCAGGGCCUUGGUGCGCUAGCGAAAGUGGCUGUAGUUUCCUAAUUGGGCAUCCUACCACAGUGGGAUCUGGGGAGGGAAUGCCAGGCCCUGAAGGAGUGGGGUCAGCCAGGCCAGAUGCCCAGUUCCCUGGAAGGCCUGGGGAGGGAAGAGGCACCAGUCCUUGAAGGUGGGGACCGUGGAACCUAUGGGACCUCUUCCUCUUGGGACACUUGGCUCCCCUGCCUUCUCAGGACGUCCAUAGUCCCCAUCCAUCCACCCACCCACCACCAAACUGCAGAUACAUCCGCAGUCAAGGCCUCUGAGACAAUCUCUUGUCCCCAGCUUCGAGACAUGGAAGCCAGACUUGACCCACAGUCCUCUGAACUCUGGGGACUCUGAUUCCUCCAACAUUCUUUGAGGUCACUAAAAGAUCAGAGAUCAAAGCGUAGCCUACCUCAGGGCCGGACAGAUGAGUUAAUGUUAAUAAAGAUCGGCCACUUAAGAACCAACAACCCAGUCAUAAUCAAAUUUCACCAUCGUCACCAGUGCAGUGGGGCUGCCUCGCAGGAGCAGCUCUUCCAGUAAGGCUGCCUCAGGUUGGUCCCCGAUUCAUCAUGUCUGGCUGCUCCCGCCACCACCAAGACCCAGUGUCGACUCCUGGCUACCUCCCUAGAGUAAGCUUCCUAGGCUGGCCUUUGGUUCAUCUUUGCCUGCAGCUGACCUGCCUCCUCCCAGCUCGUAGGAGCUAGUCUAAAGAGGGCUGCUGUCCACAAAGUCUUGGGUUCAUCUUGGGUUGUAGUUUCCAUGGCAACAUGGUAGCCUCACUGAAGUAGCUAUCCAAGACCGCGGCCCCAGUGUGGUCGGGUUUUAUCAAGGUAGCCGUAUCGCGGUUGCCAUUCCAACUUGGCUGUCCCCAUCACCCACCCACCCCAGGUGACUAAGCCCUACAGGACUAGGAAGGCGGUGCCACAGACCCAAGAAGUACAGACACGUGCAAGUCUAAGGCAAGACUAUUAUCUCUG
Camelus dromedarius (Arabian camel) is the source of this 2010-nucleotide messenger RNA. It is a transcript of the gene GARIN5A, whose product is annotated as golgi associated RAB2 interactor 5A. Gene Ontology annotation, cellular component: nucleus. The record is from RefSeq and is a predicted model, not a curated record. The transcript has 3 exons. NCBI's taxonomy places the organism in Eukaryota, Metazoa, Chordata, Mammalia, Artiodactyla, Camelidae. The coding region runs from base 103 to 1173 and encodes 356 amino acids.